GCAUUAAUGUGUAAACAAUAACGUGCGAUAUAUGAUAAAUUCUUUUAAAAUCAAGUCCUGAACAUUGCCGAUUAAACGUGCAGUUAGCUCACUUCCAAAACAGUAAAUUUCGAAUAAUGGAUAUGUGGGUAUCGGGUGUUAUUGUAGCUAUAUUGAUAGUUACUGUAAUAUUUUUAAUAAAUUGGUAUUACAACAUGUGGAUGUACAAUGAUUUAAACGUAGUUCCGGGUCCGAAACCUUUACCGAUUAUUGGGAAUGCUAAUGAUAUAGGAAACACGACUGUGAGUCUUCUUCAAUCAUUUAUGAAACUUCAUUUGAAAUAUGGAAACUUUUAUAAAUUAUGGCUCGGACCGAGACUUCAUGUGAUAAUAGCAAAACCCGAAUAUUUGGAGGAACUAUUAACGUCCAAUGUUAAUUUGGCCAAAUCCAAUGGUUACGAUUUAUUUAAACCAUGGUUAGGAGACGGUCUUUUAGUGAGUACAGGCAAAAAAUGGAAAACCAGAAGAAGGAUGAUAACUCCUACUUUUCAUUUCAAAAUAUUGGAAGAGUUCAUGAAGGUAUUUAACAAAGAAUUUAACGUUCUGUUGGAAAUUUUGAAACAAAAAGUAAAAGAAAACCCGGAAGAAUCUAUUGAUAUCACCGAACCCAUCAAUUUAGCUUCUUUAGAUACUAUCUGCGAGACAGCAUUCGGAACGCCCUUGAAUGCCCAACAUAACGGAAAUCCAGGUUACGUUAAAGCGGUUACCAGUUUUUUAGAAAUCUUUACGCUCAGAUUUUUCUCAAGCUGGUUAAGAAACCCGAUCUUAUUCCGAUUAUCUUCACAUUAUGAAAAAUAUUCGAAAAAUUUAAAAAUUCUUCACGAUUUUACCAACAAAAUUAUCAAAGAAAGAAGAAGAGAGUUCAGAUCGAGAACAGAUAAUCCUAGACACGUUUCUGAAGAGGGAAUUAAAAAACGUGCUGCUUUAUUGGAUAUGUUGAUGGAAACUACAGUAAACGGUGAAGAAUUAACUGAUGAAGAUAUCAGGGAAGAGGUGGAUACUUUCAUGUUUGAGGGUCACGACACUUCCGCAACAGCCAUUUGCUACGUUCUCUAUGCUAUAGCGCAGAAUCCUAUUGUGCAAAAUAGAGUCUAUCAAGAGAUUUUAGAGGUACUUGGCAAUGACAAAACAACGGAAAUUACUAUAUCUAAAAUAAACGACUUGAAAUACUUGGAUAUAGUGGUAAAGGAAGCUUUCAGAAUAUACUCUCCGGUGCCCUUAAUAGAGAGGAGGUUGGAAGAAGAUUGGAUUUUAGAUGGCGUGAGGAUUCCCAAAAAUACCAGCGUUUCCAUAUUUAUUUAUGGAAUGAACCACGACCCCACCGUCUUUCCGGAUCCAGAAAAGUUCGACCCGGAAAGGUUUCUUCCUGAAAAACAACCAACCCGACACACCUACGGAUUCAUUCCAUUUAGUGCUGGACCAAGAAACUGUAUAGGUCAAAAAUAUGCUGUGUAUCAAGUAAAAACCUGCUUAAUUAAAAUUAUAAUGGAAUUCGAAAUGUUUGAAGAUAAAAAUUUCACACCCGAAAUUGGCAUGUGUUCCGUAUUGAAAUCUAGAAAUGGAAUUAAAAUUAAAUUAAAUCCUAGAUAUCCGGUGGUACAAUCAAAGUAAAUUAACAUCAACGAAAUAUCAAAAUUAUCCUCGGAUAACGGUAUACAGGGCGUGGCAAUUAAAUAACAUGAAUUUGGUUAUAUAUAAAUGUCUAUAAAUUCUCAGAUCAUGGUACAUACAUAAGCAAUCAUCCCUUGAGAGUAAUGUAUUCAAUCGACUCCAUGCCAUUGGUACUUUCAUUUUGACAAUAGUCCGCCGUAAUUCUGAGCUGUUUUCAGUAUAUGGGAACAUUGUAAUGUGUUCAUCCACUUUAUGACGUAUUUGUACAAAGCACUAGAGGUGCCCACUCCUUGUGGAUCAUACCCUGGAUAUAAGUGAAGCAAAUAAGCAUGGUUUUCAUUUACGAUCGUGAAAUUCUAGCUUGUUGGGGAUGUUCUCAAUCCUAGUCUGUGGACGGGUUUCUGGAUCAAAUUGUAAAACCCAAAUUUUAUCGUCCGUCAGUUCUCGGGUCUCUCACUUUGAUCACUUACAUUAAAUCAACAUUUGACAUUAAAAUAACUUCUGUUUUCUCUAUGAAUUAAAAAACUUCAAUAGAAAUGACUUAUGACAAUAUAUCAAAAACAUGAUAUGAAAAAGAAUAUCAACCGCCAAGCUGAAUUUCGGCAAAGAAGAAGACGACUUCAAAUAUAAAGUCAUCAUGAGCGAAGAGGUCAAUUUUCUUCUCUGUAUUGACGUGAAAAUUCAUAGAUAAAACACCAAGAGUAUAUGUUAGAAAUACGGGAAUAUAUUGAAUUUACGAGGAUAUAUUGAAAAAUAUUGAAAAAUUCUUAGCCUAUACAACCAAACAAAAUUUAAAUGUCAAAAUAUUUUAUUAUUCAACAUAUUCUCCUCUUAAUUGGAUACAUUUAUUACAGCGAACCUGCAACAAAAAAAUGUUUCUUCUUGGUCUGCAAACCAGACCUCCACAGCUUUUAUUACCUCAUCGUUGGAAGAAAAUUCACGACCUUCUAAACUUUUUUCAAUUGAGAAAAAAGAUGAUAAUCGCCAAAUUUGGUGAAUAAAGGGGGUAUUCUAGUAAUUCAAACCCAAAAUCAUGAAUUUUUUGCAUGGCAACAUGAGAUUUGUGUGCAGGGGCGUUGUCCUGCAAAUACAAAACACCUUUGGAUAGCUUUCCGCGCCUUUUCUCUUUUUUUCCGUAGAGAGGUCAGUAAUGUCGAAUAGUAAUCUCCAGUUAUUGUUGUACACUUAUCCAAAAAAUCAAUCAUGAUUACCCCAUGGCAAUCCCAAAAAAACUGAAGCAAGAACUUUUCCAGUAGAUUUUUGGACACGAAACUUCUUGUGUCUUGAAGAACCAGAGUGUAGCCAUUCCAUCGAUUGUUGCUUUGUUUCUGGAUCGUAGAAAUAUACCCAAGUGUCAUCCAUAGUGACAAUUUGGUUUAAGAAGUCUACAUCUUUUUCAAAUCGAGUACAGAUCGAACGCGAUACUUGGACGUUUUUGGUCAACAUUCAAACAUUUGGGUAUCCAUUUGGCAGCAAUUUUUCUCAUGUCCAAAUUGACGUGAACUAUAUGAUGAAAGCGUUCGAAUGAAAUAUUCAGUGCUUCAGAUAUCCAUUUUAGUCCAAUUCGACGGUUUGAUAAAAUCAUGUCAUGAACUGCAUCGAUAUUUUCGGGGACUGACACAGAAACUGGCCUUCCCGAUAGGUCAUCAUCUUUAAUGGACAAUUUACGUCUUUUGAAGCUUGCAGUCCAAUUUUUUACGGUCGCAUACGAAGGACGUUGAUCACCAAGGAUAUUAAGCAUACCUUCGUAAAUCUGCUUACCUAUUAACCCUUUUAAAUAAAGGUACUUGAUGAUGGCUCGAUUCUCCAAUUUUUCGAUUUUCACAAUUUCGGUUUUUUUAAUUUAUCGCGUACCUCUGUAUUACUUUUUUGACGUCAAACUUUACACCGAUACUUCUAAUAAGUUUUUGUUCGUUGCUAUGGUAACGCAAUAUUUUGUUUAUGCAUGGAACUGGUCUAGACUAACUAGAUAUCAAUACAUCCUCAUAUUAAAAAAUAUAUACUUAUAGAACAUUUGGUGAGAACUUUUGCGUCACGCCUUGUAUAAUAUAUUAUAACAGUGUAAUAUUAAAAGUAGCCAUAUUAAAAAUGCGAUUUCUAUGUUAUAUUUAUAGUUAAUUUUGAUCAAAAUAACUGAUAAAAAUAGUCGAAAAUGUAAGACAGGGAAUGUAAGCUGCGUAUCGAUAUAAUUUUUGUAAUAAUUUCAAAUCUACCGGAAUUAUCUGAUAGUACAUGUAAUACGGAUCGAUAGUAUUACAAAAACAACUGAUAAAUUCGCAAUUAUUCACAAAAAGAUAACAAUGUAUAAUAUUUUGUAUACCUCGAAAUUAUCGAUCAAUGUUAUCAAAGAUUAAUAAAUACAUGCCUUUCUAAAAAACCAA
Diorhabda sublineata is the source of this 4030-nucleotide messenger RNA. RefSeq names its product cytochrome P450 4d2-like (gene Cyp4h10). The transcript is spliced from 7 exons. Bases 117 to 1649 code for a protein of 510 amino acids. Gene Ontology annotation, molecular function: iron ion binding; monooxygenase activity; oxidoreductase activity, acting on paired donors, with incorporation or reduction of molecular oxygen. NCBI's taxonomy places the organism in Eukaryota, Metazoa, Arthropoda, Insecta, Coleoptera, Chrysomelidae. The record is from RefSeq and is a predicted model, not a curated record.